This is a messenger RNA of Branchiostoma floridae (Florida lancelet), 5404 nucleotides long. RefSeq lists its product as uncharacterized. The coding region runs from base 65 to 4501 and encodes 1478 amino acids. The record is from RefSeq and is a predicted model, not a curated record. The transcript is spliced from 14 exons. NCBI's taxonomy places the organism in Eukaryota, Metazoa, Chordata, Leptocardii, Amphioxiformes, Branchiostomatidae.
UCCGCAUAUUGAGUGUUGUUGUAUUGGUGGCAAAAGAAUAUUUGAAGAUUCCUCAGCCAUUCAUAUGAGUCUGUAUGCUGUAGGGGAUGUUGAGUGUCAAGUGCACAAUGCCGGACUAGCAGUGUGCCAAGCUGCUCUGGAGGUUGCAAAGGUCGUUAUGGAAGGGUCCAGGCAGGCGUUUGACUCUGCCCAACAGGCCGCUACCGCCGCCCAACAAUUGGUGGACAACAACCGUUUGACCCUCGAGGUCGCAAAGGUUGUUUUGGAAGGGACAGAAACCGCCAUGCACGACUCAUGCAAUAAUGGCGUCGCCUCUGCAGAGGAAGCAUUGGUUGCUGCACAAGAAAUGACAGAGAAGGCAACACUCAGGGCACUGGGAGGAGUGCUGGACAUUCAGGAGUUCAAGGAGCUAGGCUUCAACCUGUUUAACAUCGAGGAGAUGGGCUUUAGUGCGACACUGGCUGUGGCACAGACGGGCAUCUUCGACGGCUGGAUGAAGGCCUCGUUCUUUGGAGGUGAUCCUCAGACGAUGAACAUUCCGAUCGACAUACUCUCCAUUGACGACAUGAGUAGCUCCAUUCUUGCCAUGAUGCAGGACUUCUUGUAUGGCAUACCACCGCUACCACCACAGCAACCUAGCGCUUUGCCAACACCACCGGCACCGAGCACCCUGCCCGGACCGCUGCCACCGGUCACGCAGCCCGAGAUUGGCCUCCCCGAGGCAGUGGUACCAACCACCCUACCUUCACAGCCACCCGAAUCAGGUGGCAUCCUUCCUGAGCUCCAACAGCUUCUCACCGACGCAGUCGAGGGUUCCUACACCGUCAGUUCAGACUGUACUGUCAACCUGGAACUCAGCGGAUGUCGACUCGAUAUAACUUUCGACCCUGACCUCUGUCUGACUGUAGGCUUACUCCUUUCAGAUGUCCUUCCAAACUUGUCACUAGAUGACUAUAAGAGUGGUGUCGCUUCUGAUCUGCUAAAUGUUGCUGUGUCUAGUAGCUAUGUUGAUCGCUGCGGAGACGAAUUGUUUGUUUCAGGAGGCACUACACAGCCUAUCACUAUCGUAUCCUCUCUCGUGACACUCCACGAAUUUUUCGUCAAUGUCACCUAUACUAUGCCAUCGUCUUUCCAGGCCCUGUUUAGAGGUGUGUGGACCAUUGGCGAUGUCGACUUUACUGUGACAUUAGAGAAAUCCGACGAAGGUUUUAUUCUUAGUGGCACAGUAGCAGAAAUCACAGUAACCACUGAGAGACUCAUCUCUGGGCUUUCUUCCUUUGUUCCUGGUAAUGACGUAAGCGAUUUAUUCCACCUUCUGAAUCUUGAUAGCAUCUCUGUCAUGGACAUAAAUGUUGAGAUUAUGAUCGAAGACGGCGGAUACAGCCUGGAACUGGACUUUAAAACAAAUAUCCUCGACUCGCAGGUCUUCUUUUUCCUCAGCUCAGCUGAGUCAGAUGAUGGUUCGGCGAGUCAGUCGUUUUCUAUGGGCAUCACUGUCAAUUCUGUUCGGUUCGGAGAUAUUAUUCGAGAUAUAGUCGAUGAAAAUGUUGUUGUUCCUAUCAUAAGUGACUUAGUCAUUCCUGAGGCGGCCUUGUUGGCAACAACAGCAACACCAGAGCUCGAUUAUCCCGUAGCUCUUUUUAACGAGGUGGCUUCCGAGCUUUCGACUGGUUUGGGCAUUGCCUUCACAUUGAAGCUCUCUGACGAUGUUCCUUUUGGGACGUUCUUCCUAGGUUUUGACGGGAACAGAUACAUGUUUAAGGUCCUUUCUGAUGAAACAGUCCCAGUGUCAGCUCUACUGAGCAAAGCUAUAUCCUCUUUCACGUCCAUCAGUCUCCCUCCUCAAUUGCCAGUCGCAGAUGUUCUAGCUGGAUCCUUAAAGAGUUUUGAGUAUGACACAGAUACCAAUGUCAUGACAGUUUCUGCCGAUGUUGACGACUCUCUUGUCAUCAUAGAAAACAUCCUCGUUCUUGAGGAUCUAACAGCAACAUUUCAGCUAGAAAAGGUGUCGUCUUCCUCCGGAAACGAUUAUGACUUUACUUUUGAAUUAUACUCAUUGUGGAAUAUCGAUCAGCUGGCUGUCUCUUUGUCGGUCGCUAGAGACCCCACAACACUGGACUUCUCUUCAGUCGGUACUGUAGAAGAUGAGCUGCCUGUAGGCUCCCUUAUUCAAGACUUCGGUGUGUCGUUUAUCCCGCCAGGCGUACUAAGAGAUAUCCUGCUUAGCAUCGGUUUCGAAGAGUUCUCUAUCGUGGAUCCCAGUGUAGCAAUCAUGUUUGGGCAGGAAUUUGCCGUCCAUCUUCAAGGGAGUGCUGUGAUAGGUGACUGGAGCAGUACUGUAGAAAUGGUUGUGGGAAGGGUGCAGACCAACCUGGUGAUGGCAGCGGGCGUGACACUGUCAAGCAUUGGCAUAGUUCCGGCAGUUAGCAAGCUUACUGGGGGUGCACUGGAUAUUUCAGUAAUUCCCGGAGCAAGUAUUUUGUCGCACACUAGCGUUGCCUUUGUGGUGUCCCCAAGCGCAAUGCCCCGAGACCAGCACCUGACAAUGUCUUCCCCACUGCUUGCUGAUGUUAACACUGAACAAGGAGUCAGCAUUGCAGCAUCUUUCACACUCCCAACAGAUUGUGGCCAGGACGUAUUUUGCAAAGUUGUGAAAAAGCUGCUGGGAGCUGAUAUUGAACUCAAACUUCUUGCAACUCUGACCACUACAAGUGACUUGUACCUGAAGGCAGUGGUUGGAACCCCGGUGACUAUAGCUGACGGUAUUGAGAUGCAAGAUGUAGGGUUUGAGAUCGAAGUUGGUACCACCAAUAAUGCUAUAGGUAUAACUGGCUCGCUGGAGUUUGAAACUCCUCCUGUGAUCUUAAGGGGUGGUAUCGGGGUCUCGCAAAGUGGAGGGUACCUCAGAAUGUCUACUGAAGGGAUGUGGAAUGAAGCAUUCGGGCUUGAUUUCCUUGCCAUCGGUGACAUCAACUUUGAGCUGUCGAUUACUCCAGAACCCACUAUCAUAGCGUCGUUGCAAUUCGGUGGUCGUGCUAUUGUUGGUUACCAAAACAACCCCAGCGCUACCCCCUUUGAGGGAUCUGCGUACAUAGGUGUGAACAAAAUAGAUCCACGACAGAACUAUUGCACAGGCUCUAUCACUGCUCUUACCAUCCCUGCCAUCCUUCACGCCUUUGCUCAAACCUUCCAGCUUCCGUCUUUCUUGGAAGAAAUUGGCUUUCCUGAUGGAGCCAGUUUUUCGUUCUCCGCUCUUGAGCAAACGCUACCAAACGGUGUUAACAUUCCUCAAGGGUUCUUCUUCAGCGGUACUUUGCAAAUACUCUUCUUCAGUGUGAGCGCAGACAUUAGACUUGACUCAACCUCCCUGUAUGCUGAGGUCACAGUGACCCAGUUCGACAUUGGCAAUGGUUUGAUCCAGAUUUCUGGAUCAAGUUCCGAAGCUGGUCCUAUACUUCACGUCGACAUCAGCUGGGUUCCGAUACAUGCAGAGCUGCUCAUUGGCGGAAGCGUCACCGUCCUGGGCAUCCAUGCAAGCACCACUAUCUCCAUGGAUGCGACGAGGACUUACUUUGCCAUUGAAGGGAGCUUCCUCAACAUGUUCUCAGCAUCUUUGGAGAUAGAGGCCAGCUAUGGAUCUCUGAAAGAUGCUGAGUUCUCGGCAACUGGAACCUUUAAAAACGAUCUGUUCAGUACUCUGCGGGACAGGGUUGAGGGAUACCUGGACAACCUCGUGAAGGAAGCGAACGAGGCAUUGGGCAGUGCCAGGAGUGACGUCAGCAAAGCUCACGAAGACUGCGAUGCCGCAAGAGGACCAUUCAACUCUGCUCAGGCUGAUGUUGACAGUGCACAGCGUGACUUUGACAACGCAGUGGCAGAUUUAGAGGGUGCAAAGCGGGACCUGGAGAAUGCAAAGAAACCGUUUGACGAUGCUGUCGCUGAUCUGAAUAGACAACAGCAAAGCUGUCAGUUCCGUGACUGUGAAUGGUAUGAUGCCCCUUGUCAUCUCCACAACGCCGGACUGGCAGUGUGCCAAGCUGCAUUAGAGAUCGCAAAGGGGACAGUUGAAGCGACCAAGCACACACUGGACCUUGCCCAGCUGGCCGUCUCAGGCGCCCAAGAAGUGGUGGACAACAGCCGCUGGACACUGGACGCUGCAAAUGGCGUUUUGGAGGGAACAAAAGAGACAGUACAUGCGACAUGCGAUGUUGGCGUGUACACUGCUGAGGGAGCGCUGAUUCUGGUAGAAGAAACCCAUGAGUUCGGCAUCAAAGUAGCAGAGAAGGCUGUGAAUGGAGUCCUUGGAGGAGUGUUGGACAUUAGAGAGAUGUGGUUCAGUGUGACAGUUGCUGUGGCACAGACGGGCAGCUUCGACGGUCGGAUGACGGUCUCGUUCUUUGGAGACGAUCCUGUGACGAUGGACAUCGCGAUCAAGAUCUUCUCCAUCGAGGACAUGGUAACUGCCAUUUGUGACGUCAUCAAAGACAUCCUAGACGUGUAAACAAUGACGUCAUCAAGGAUAUCUUAGACGUGUUAACACUGGCGUUAAAAAAAGAAAAUGACCAGUUUUGGGCAGCCGUUAUUACACAGGCGCCCUCUUACGACUUUGAACAGACAUGAAUAAGGAAUCAUUUGCUUACGCUAGUGCUGUUAAGUUACUAGAUUACCCCCUCCCCGUUACCCAAGUAUCAUAAUAAUCAAGUGAACUUAGAAUGAUACUUAAGGCUUAUCAUAAUGAUGAAAUACAUAUUUAACUUGCAAUAAUUGAGGGUGCAAAAUAUAUCCAUACAAAAUAUAUCCAUAUUUCCAUGCAUAGAUUUAGGUAUUUUAAAACAUCAAGUACAAUUGAUCUAAUGUGAUAAUAGGUCACUGCAUGAUUCGCCAUGCCACUUGUAGAUUGUGUAUUAAAAGUGCAUUUUGUUGAUUUAAAGUUACACUUACGUGUAAGUGGCGUUUAGAAUUUGUCACUUAACUUACAUCUAACCAAGAUGCACAAGUAUUUAAACGUUUCAGGUCUAGUGUACGAGUUUAAUGAAUAAAUUCUAAUGUAGAAACUACAAAGUGAAUAUCAUAACCAAGAGCAAUAGCCAAAUGUUAUCAAGAAUGACUUUAUGCUGGUGCUUAGUGUAGUUUGAUAUCUACAAGGUUGAUAUCUGACCACCAAUAGUUCAUUUCCUUUGUUAGAUAAUGAUAAUGUCGUAGUUGUUAUGCUAUACCACGUUGUCUUCAUUACAGCCUAUUGCAAUAGAAACCCUUGCUGGGCGUUAUUUACCCAAGAUAAUGAUGAUAUUCUGAAGAGUCGAUCCCUGGAUUGUGACCCUACAAUCGGUCUAAAUCAUUGAGGGUUGUUGUUUAAUCUUGUUCAUCCUUCAUCAACGUAUUUUCAAUACAUGUGGAACCUCUU